This is a messenger RNA of Cyclocybe aegerita, 927 nucleotides long. The record is from the annotation of a GenBank genome assembly. Lineage: Eukaryota; Fungi; Basidiomycota; Agaricomycetes; Agaricales; Hemipholiotaceae.
UGUCUGAAGGCGAGGAUCCUUGGAGCGGUCCAAUAAGGACGGAAGGGUGGCUCUGGGCCAUCUUGCUAGGGCUGGUUGUUGAAUCCCUCCUAUAUGGGAUCCAUGUCAUCCUCUUCGCCCUCUGCGUACGCGUGCUCUUCCGCCGAAAGAGAAGAAUGCAGCUCGCCAUGCUCGUUGCGGUCGUGAUCAUGUUCGUGUUCGCUACGGCGGACACCGGUGUCUCGUGGCCAUCAGGCAUCAGGCACCCAGAGUGGAUGUACGUGGGUGACAGUAAAGCAUUCAUGAAGGCGAUAUACCCCAAAUUUUUGUUGCAUCUGGUGAACGGGUUUCUUGCAGAUGUUUUGUUGGUGAAUAUAUCCCCGAAAAUGUUGCAAGACUUGAUUGACUUGUGGCAGGUCAUUCGAUGUUAUGUUGUCUGGGGAAAUAGGAAAGUGAUUCUUUGGGUUGCAGGCACCGUCCUGCUUCUUGGAACAGGAUUCGGGAUAGUGGGCGAAGGAACGACGUCAGCGGCCCUCAAGAAGUACAUUGCCGUCUACAUUAUCAGCAUCCUGGUAUUGAACAUUGCUCUUACGCUGGCGACUGGUAUGCAACUCGGGAAGAGGGCGGGAUUUGGUCGACUGACGACUGACGUUCAUGAUAUAGCUGGUCGUAUUUUCUAUAUUGCAAGAGAAGUGAAAUCAAUAAUGGGUCAAGAACUAGUGUCGCACUAUCAUUUCGCUGUUUGUAUUCCGAUAGAGUCCGGCCUGCUCUACACAGCGGCAACAAUUUUAGUGUUUGCUCUGUCUUCAACCAAGUUCAUUGUCAUGGCUGCUGCGAUAGCAAUCCGCGUCGUCGUUCGUGCUUCCUUCGCGUAUCUAACGACGUUUUCAUUCACCUUUGUGUUGCAGUGUAUAGUGCCCGUCCUGCUUAUCGUGCAAUACCACUAGG